This is a messenger RNA of Lottia gigantea (owl limpet), 543 nucleotides long. RefSeq lists its product as hypothetical. NCBI's taxonomy places the organism in Eukaryota, Metazoa, Mollusca, Gastropoda, Lottiidae. Gene Ontology annotation, biological process: protein targeting to lysosome. The record is from RefSeq and is a predicted model, not a curated record. Gene Ontology annotation, molecular function: protein domain specific binding. The transcript is spliced from 4 exons. Bases 1 to 543 code for a protein of 180 amino acids. Gene Ontology annotation, cellular component: endosome; Golgi apparatus; trans-Golgi network.
AUGUUUGAAUGUGGGGUAUGUGACAAUUCUUAUCUUUCAUGUGAUAUUUUAUUUACAGAUGAUUGGAUUAUGAUAGAAUUUAGGGGUGGGGACCCAUAUGGUGGUCAUUGUUCAAGAGAAAAAAGAAAAGCUGUCAUUAUUAUUAUAUGUAACCCAAAUGCUGAUGACGUAAAAGAAAACAAUUUAAAAUAUACAGAUUGUUAUUAUCUAUUUGAAAUAUCACAUAAAGAUGCUUGUGGUGUACCAAUAGAUAUUAAAAAGUCUCUAAGUGUUGGUUCUAUAGUUUUAAUAGUAAUGGCCAGUGUAAUAGCCUUAUAUUUAUUACUAGGAUUCUUAUACCAAAGAUUUGUGUUGCAUGCUAAAGGAAUGGAACAGAUACCUAAUUAUGCCUUUUGGCAAGAUUUUGGCAACUUACAGGCGGAUGGCUGUAAUUUAGUGUGUCGUAGCAUGUCUAAGAGUAGAUCACUACCCUAUAAGGGAAUAGGUGAUGAACAGUUAGAAGAGGACCUAGACCGAACAGAUGAUCAUUUAUUACCUAUGUAA